Messenger RNA from Fonsecaea multimorphosa CBS 102226, 1047 nucleotides. RefSeq lists its product as uncharacterized. Gene Ontology annotation, molecular function: oxidoreductase activity, acting on the CH-OH group of donors, NAD or NADP as acceptor. The transcript has 3 exons. The record is from RefSeq and is a predicted model, not a curated record. Lineage: Eukaryota; Fungi; Ascomycota; Eurotiomycetes; Chaetothyriales; Herpotrichiellaceae. The coding region runs from base 1 to 1047 and encodes 348 amino acids.
AUGCACGCCAGCACCACGCUCUUAACUGGGGGAACAGGCUUCGUCGGAGCCACAGUCCUGGAUGAGCUCCUGGCCCAGAACCACAAUGUCAUUCUGGCCGUGCGCUCCCCUUCGUCGGCCGCGUCGCUGCUCGCGAGUAACCCAUCCUGGCCCGCGUCGAGGAUCACCAGCCACACAAUCCCCGACUUCACCGUCCCGGGGGCCUUCGACUCUGUCUUCCAGACACAUCCUGACAUAGAAUACAUUGUCCACGUCGCGGCGCCCAUGGUCGAUCUGCCACCCGGGACCAGCUUCGAAGAGUGCUUCGAGAAGCCCAACGUGUUGGGAAAUCUGGGUUUGCUCCGCAGCGCAAAGACGUACGGGAAGAAUGUGAAAGCCGUGAGUGUCACGGGGAGUCUCAAUUCGAUCACGCUCGGCGACCAGGAGGAUAUCAAGAGGAGAGUCUUCUCUAGCAAAGAGUGGCUGCCCUUAGGCCGGGAGGAUGCUGUCAAGGCGCAGAGUAAUUAUGUCUCGUACUGCGUUGGUAAAAAGCUCGCCGAACAAGCCUUGUGGAAGUUCGUAGAAGAAGAGAAUCCUUCCUUCACAGUGACCAACUUCAUGCCGCCCUUGAUUUUUGGGCCAAUGUUGCAGAAAGUGGCUGGAGUAGAGAAGAUCAAUUUCAGCAAUGGCUUGAUUUAUGCCAUCAUGAACAGCAAGAAGAGUGAGAGCGGCAAGGUGCCGGCGACGGCGUCCCCCGGGUGUAUUGAUGUUCGCGAUCUUGCGAAAGUCCAAAUUCUCGCACUCACGACCCCCGGGGCAGCGAACAAGCGGUUUGUGGUCGGACACCCUAUCAUCUUCAAUCAGAUUGCCGAUGUACUGCGGAAGGAGUCCGUGUUGAAUAUCUCAGAUCGGAUUGGCGAGGAUAAUGAUGAUGCUUCAGCUUUGACGCUUCCGAGGCUCGAUACGAAGGAUGCAGAUGAAGUGUUCCAGUUCCAGUGGACAGCCUUGGAAGUGACUGUCAGGGACACUGCCGCUGCCUUGCUGAAGGUCGAGGCCCUGGGUGCCUGA